AUGGGUGACUCGAAGACGACUAGGAGGCGAAGAUCGAGUAGCAUUCUUCAGAUAUAUCAGGAGCCGCAGGAACCGAUAGAGCAACUGAGUGACCAGUCCGCUCUGCCGAACCUCAAUGCGAACUGGGUAAACGCUAAAGGAGCGUGGACCAUCCACAUUGUUCUGAUCGCCGCGUUAAAGAUAUUGUGGGAUGUGAUCCCCGGCGUCUCGCAGGAAACUUCUUGGACUUUGACCAAUAUUUCCUACAUGUUCGGCUCGUAUAUCAUGUUCCACUACGUCCGAGGCGUACCAUUCGACUUCAAUAGCGGGGCUUACGACAACUUGAAUAUGUGGGAACAAAUCGACGACGGCGCACAAUACACACCCUCCAAGAAAUUCCUACUCAGCGUUCCUAUUGUGCUCUUCCUCUUGAGUACGCACUACACUCAUUACGACCUCACAUAUUUCACAAUCAACUUUCUGGCUGUGCUAGCGGUAGUCAUACCGAAAUUACCCUUCGUGCGUUCCCAAAAAUAA
Hypoxylon trugodes is the source of this 516-nucleotide messenger RNA. RefSeq names its product Orm1 type endoplasmic reticulum protein. NCBI's taxonomy places the organism in Eukaryota, Fungi, Ascomycota, Sordariomycetes, Xylariales, Hypoxylaceae. Gene Ontology annotation, biological process: negative regulation of ceramide biosynthetic process; intracellular sphingolipid homeostasis; ceramide metabolic process. Bases 1 to 516 code for a protein of 171 amino acids. Gene Ontology annotation, cellular component: endoplasmic reticulum membrane. The transcript has 2 exons. The record is from RefSeq and is a predicted model, not a curated record.